This is a messenger RNA of Calliphora vicina (urban bluebottle blowfly), 4394 nucleotides long. It is a transcript of the gene RhoGAP93B, whose product is annotated as MyTH4 and RhoGAP_KIAA1688 domain-containing protein RhoGAP93B. The coding region runs from base 30 to 4379 and encodes 1449 amino acids. Gene Ontology annotation, biological process: signal transduction. NCBI's taxonomy places the organism in Eukaryota, Metazoa, Arthropoda, Insecta, Diptera, Calliphoridae. The record is from RefSeq and is a predicted model, not a curated record. Gene Ontology annotation, molecular function: protein binding; GTPase activator activity. The transcript has 18 exons. Gene Ontology annotation, cellular component: cytoplasm; cytoskeleton.
ACCAACAAAAAGUUUAUGGAAAAAUUAAAAUGAGUUCAAGUUGCGAAAGGUGUGUAAUAGAAUGGGUGGAAAUUAUCGAACCCCGCACCAAAGAGCACAUGUAUGCCAAUUUAACCACAGGCGAAUGUGUUUGGGAUCCACCUGAAGAUGUACCAAUUAAGCGCACCGAUUCAUCACAAUGGUGGGAAUUGUUUGAUACAAAUACGCAACGUUUCUAUUACUAUAAUGCUGCCUCACAGAAGACCGUCUGGCAUAGACCAAGCAAAUGUGACAUCAUACCACUGGCCAAAUUGCAAACGCUCAAACAGAAUACCGAUCCCAGUGAUCGUCGUGAGAUUAGUACACAAACAUUACAACAACAAUUGCUACAGCAGCAACAACAGCAGCAGCAACAACAACACCAUCAGUCGUCACAGCAUUCAUCGCCCUCGAUGCCUAAAAUACGUUCAUCAUCUCAGCGUGGCAAUAGCAGUCAUCAUAAUCUCCAUACGCAAAAUAGCAACACAAGUACCACGGGUAGUGCGGGGAGUGGUGGUGGCGGCAGUAGAGCUGGAGAUGGCGGCAGUAUUGGUGGCACUAAUAAACGCAGCAGCGCUGGUUUGCCAUUGCAUGCCAGUUCGGAAGAGAAACUAACCACCGAAAUACUCUCAAGUCCACGUGGGCGUCAAAGUUUUCGCGUUGGCACUGGUGAUUCAUCACGUUCCAUGGAUAUGCAACAAAUCUCAACAUCAUCAAGACGUUCACAAGAUUCUUACAAUCAUGUCAGAGAAUCCGGCAAAUCGAGUGAUUCUAGUCUUUCCAGUAUACAUGGCUAUCGCAGAUUCAAUGAUGAUCAUAUAGGAGGCGGUGGUGGUGGCUUAAAUAGUUCGGGGAUGGUAGGUGGAGGAGGAGUAGUAGGCACAAACGAAAGCUUACGAGUGGGUUCAUUGCAAAAACAUCGUAGUCGUAAAGAGGGUAGCAGUGGUGGCAGUUUUGAUGUGCUGCAAGAGAGUAUCAGUUCGCAUAAUAUUCCACAUGUCAGCAGUAGUAGCCAGCGUCAGCAUAGAUCAAGCGAAAUGAGUUCACCCACUAUGCAUACGCCACAAACGAAAAAGAAAAUCUCACCGGAUGCUCAUCAUUUGCAGCAAUAUCCACAAACAUCGCCGUCGCCACAGCAACCCAUAUUUAAUUCACAGCAACGUUCAUUGGUAAGCGGUGGAGGCGGUAGUACUACGGGCAGUGUUGGCAGUAAGUCAUCAACAUCCACACGACAAACUAUGGAAUAUGGAGGAAGUGAUAGAGAACGCGACUUUAAGGUGUCCUUGGCUAGAUCGGGCAGUUUUAUGUCUUCAUCCAUUAAUCCCUCGGCUGCUGGCCACCACAGUAAAUCGUAUCGCCGUUCGGCGGCCGAGACCGCCAAUGGCGUGGGUGUUUCGCCUGCCAGCGCUGCUUGCAUUGUGGGUGGUGGUAAUGGUGGCAAUGGGGGAGCGGCUAGCGAUGAUUCCAUGCACGAGAAAUACUUUAAAUCCGUGGAGAAUACGCCACUCUCACGCCGUCGCCACACUACCACACCCAAAGGUUCCAGUGGGGCCGCUAGCGCCAGCAGUGGCCAUGGCACUGGUGGCAGUGCUGGCAGCAAUAUGAAACAUUCUAGUGAUUCAUCACCCCAAAGUCCCAUCAGUCCACACAGUAAUAAAAAUAAACCACUUAAGGCCUCGCCCAAUAUUAUGUCGGAACGCGGCACUCCCUUGCUACAUUCACCCGGUGGUCAUUCCAUCUGUUCGGUGCAACAGCCACCAUCGUCAUCUAGUCAUUCGCAUCAUAAACAAGAUUCAUCUUGUAGUUUAGAAUUAUUAAAUUUGGAUCGUUUGUCGUUGAGGGAGGGUGCUGGUGGUGUUGUUGGUGUCUUGGGCGAGAGAAUGGGCUCCAACAAAACCACUUCGCCUCACUUGAGCGACAUAACGGGACAUGUAACGGCCACGAAUAAUAUAACAUCCAAGAAUUUUCCUUCUUCCGACAAUAUUGGCCUGUUGACUCAUUCUUCAAGGGGUUCGAAUGAUUCACGUGGCAAACACAAGUCUUCGAAUACGGGUUCAUGGUCACAGCCGCAGGAUAAUCGUUCCAGAGGUCAUAAUUCAUUGAGUUUGGACAAACAAUCUCGUCAUUCUAACGAUUAUUAUCAUCAUGAUAAUAAACGUAAUUCUCGUAAAGCCAAAGAAAGACAUCAUCAUUUGCAUGCCGAUAAUAGUGAUGUGGAAUAUGAUAAUGGUAAUAUAUCGCCCUUAUACAGUAACUGGGAUUCGGAAAUGCAGGAGCAUUUAUUGCCCCUCAAACACUACAUAAUCGAACAGGCGAAAUUGUCGGGUCGUUAUGUAUUCGGUGAUCCCAUUGAUUCGGAUUCCUAUCAUUCGGACAGCCAGUCGGAGCAGUCGUUGUCGGGUCAUGAGCCCGAUAAUGAAGAUUCAGAUGGCGGUUCGGAUACACAUGGUGGUUAUUUAGAGCACAAUUAUGGUAUGAUUGAAGACUAUGCAAAUAUGGGCGAUAGUGUCUCAUAUUAUGCCUAUCAAUAUCCACCAUAUGAUCCAGCUGCCAGAGAAGAAAUCUCGGAUAACGUGGAAGCUGUUCUAGAGGGCAUAGGCUCCGAUGUUAACUCACAAAAAUCAAAACAACCUACACGCUAUCAAUACUACGAUACUGCUACCACUCACACCCCCUCUACACUUAAUCAACAACAGUCGACACAUCAUUUCAGUACAGCACAGCAACAGCCACAUCAUCUCCUUACUGCACAACAGCAGCCACAACAAUUGUAUUCAAAUGCACCGCCACUACCGCCCGGUCAUCCUUCAGCCUCUGCCUCUCAUCAUCACUUGCAAUUGGAUGGCUCGGACAAAUCAAAACAAUCACAAACUCUACCCUCACCCAAUCGGCAAAUAUCACGCAUUGCACAAAAUUCCCAAGACAGUGGCACCGGCAUUGGUGGCCGUUUGCCAAUGCCACCGCCGCCACCACAUCCCUAUACCAAAGAAGGCGAAACAAAUGUUUCGAAUAUGGUGGGUGGCAGUAUGAUGCGUCGACCAUUGCCACCGCCCAAUCUCAAGCCCACUAUACAGCAAAUCUUUCCACCCAGCGAACGGGCACCCCAGGGUCUGGGCGGUAUGCCCACGUUGGCCUGCAUGAAGGAAUGUGAUAUUGAAAAGUUUGCGGCGGAUAAUUUAAAUCUGCACUCAAAGGGUAUAUUUCGUAAAAAGUCUUCCGUACGUGACAUGUUAAGUUGGACAUCGGAGGCCAUAAGUCGUCCCAUGCUGGCUUUGUCGCGUGACAAAACCGAUAAGAAAAUUGCCAUAGAACUGUUUAAAUUGGUGCAAAUCUAUAUGGGUGAUCGUAAGGCACGAGCAGGCAUGAGUUUAAAUUCGGUAGCCAUAGAUAUAAUAACAGCCGCAUUGCCACAGCAACAAUUACGAGAUGAAUUGUAUGUACAAUUAUGCCGCCAGACCACAGAAAAUCCCAAACGGGACUCUUUAAUUCGUGGUUGGGAACUAAUGGCCAUUUGUUUGUCCUUUGUGCCACCAUCAGUAACAUUUCAGCCGACUUUGUUAAACUAUGUCAAUCGCCACAGAGACACCACUUAUGCUAUAUCAUUUCCCGAGGUGGGCAAAUGGCCCAUACAUGUACAAAUAUCUCAUUACGCCACCGUGUGUUGCAGACGUUUGGAUCGUAUUGGUAGUCAUGGGCGCAAGCAGGCGAAAAAGCCUACGGACGAUGAAGUGGAACAAGCUAGGAAUCAAAUUUUACGCAAUAGCAUGUUUGGCAAUACUUUGGAGGAGGUAAUGCAAUUGCAAAAGGAUAAAUUUCCAUUCCGCAAAUUGCCGUGGAUACAAACAACGCUAUCGGAACAUGUCCUCCAACUCAAUGGCAAACAAACCGAGGGCAUAUUCCGUGUUUCGGCAGAUGUUGAUGAGGUGAAUACUUUAAAAAGUCGUUUAGAUCGGUGGGAUGUUCCUGAAUUUAAAAAUACUAUGGAUGCUCAUGCGCCUGCUAGUCUUUUAAAGUUGUGGUAUCGUGAGCUUUAUGAUCCUUUAAUACCAGAUGAAUUGUAUGAUGAAUGUGUAAAUACCGAGGAUCCAGAUAAAGCCAAAGCUAUUGUUGAUAGAUUGCCAGAAUUAAAUAAAUUGGUCCUAACCUAUUUAAUACACUUCCUACAACAAUUCUCCCACUCCGAUGUGGUUAGCGCCACCAAAAUGGAUUCAUCCAAUUUGGCCAUGGUGUUUGCGCCCAACUGUUUGCGCUGUAUGUCGGAUGAUCCGAAAGUUAUAUUGGAAAAUGCACGAAAAGAAAUGUCAUUUAUGCGCACAUUAAUACAACACAUGGAUACAACGCAUGUAGCCAAUUUAAUGUAAAUAGUUAAGAUGAAA